Molecule: messenger RNA, 780 nt
Organism: Paramecium pentaurelia
Lineage: Eukaryota; Ciliophora; Oligohymenophorea; Peniculida; Parameciidae
Source: the annotation of a GenBank genome assembly
AUGAAAUCUCAAGCCAGAAUACUAUUAGAUAAAAUGAAUUGUUGUUAAUUAAACAUUAAAUAGAAAUAAAAACCUUCAACCUAAUUUAAGUUAAUGGUUUUAAGAUACCAUUGGAGUUUAGCAAUCAAUAAACUUUAAAAAAUUAUUAUUAAAAGAUGUCAAUAACCCUUAUUGAAUUUAUAAGAAGAAAGUGUUAGAAUGAAAAAAUCUAGAUCUCAAUAACCAAGUCUAUUAUUUACAAAUAAAAGAUUUGAACAUCUUAGAUAUCAUUCUUAAUAUACUUAAUCUUUAUCAGAAUCUAAAAGUGAAGAAGAUAUAUCAACAAAAAUGUAAGAAAAACUUGAAUCAACAUAAAAGGAUUGUAACAUAAAUGAAAAAAUACUUUAAAUUGGUGAACCUUAAAUAUUAAAAAUUUAAAAUGAAAUAAAAUAGUCAGCAUAUUUUCAUACACAAAGUAGUCUAGAUUCAUUAAAAUUUAAUGAAGAAUUUUUGGAUCUGUUUAAAAAAUAGAAAGAAGUAUGUCAUUUCGGAUAUUUAUGUAAUUUUUAUAAAUAAAGUUUAGCUUAAGAUAAACUUAAAGAACAAGAAAUACUUAUUAAGAAAAUAUUAGACAGUAGACCUAGUAAACCUAUACCAGAUAUAAAAACCUUUCUUUCUCUUAUUAAGAAACCUCAAGUUGAAAUUGAAUAAAGUAAACCAAAAUAAUAAUAAGAAUAUAUACUACAUCUAAUAAUUGGAAUAUUUAUAUUAAUUUUGAUGAGUAUUUAUAUUAUAAUUUGA